Molecule: messenger RNA, 5430 nt
Organism: Callithrix jacchus (white-tufted-ear marmoset)
Lineage: Eukaryota; Metazoa; Chordata; Mammalia; Primates; Cebidae
Gene: NUP50
Product: nucleoporin 50
Biological process (GO): protein import into nucleus
Cellular component (GO): nuclear pore
Source: RefSeq, a predicted model, not a curated record
GAGCACCGAGUCCUCUGAGAGCCGCAGUGCAGCACCGGAAGCGGCCGAGCGCGCACAGCCGGGCCACCACCAGCCGCUUCAACACCCAGCGCCGCCGCGCCCAAGACCAAGCUAGUGCUGCGGCCGCCGCUUGGCAGGUACUAAAGAGUGAUGAGUCCCUUUAUGUCUUAGUGACCACAGAGUUCUAGGAAGCUUACUCUGGUGUGUUGUGGUGUUGAGUGCAAACAAGAGUGGGGAGCGUAUCAGGAAGGAGUUCAGGCAGGUUCAGCAAGACCUGGCAGGUCCGCAUAACUCAUCAUUGGUUUAGUGUUAUUCAGGAGUGCUGGUGUUCCCUGGGAAUCUUCUUCUGCCUCCUAGAAAAAGCCUUUAUUGGAUUUGUAACACUGGAGCCUAACAGCGCCAUUGUGAAGUUCGCAUUAGAGCAGUUUCCAGUGGCAUCACAGGUUUGGAAACAUGGCCAAAAGAAUUGCCGAGAAGGAACUGACAGAAAGGAAUUGGGAUCAAGAGGAUGAAGCUGAAGAGGUGGGGACAUUCUCAGUGGCCAGUGAGGAAGUCUUGAAGAACAGAGCAAUAAAGAAGGCAAAGCGCAGAAGUGUGGGGUUUGAGUCUGACAGUGGAGGAGCCUUUAAAGGUUUCAAAGGUUUGGUUGUACCUUCUGGAGGAGGACGGUUUCCUGGAUUUGGUAGCAGUGCUGGAGGGAAGCCUUUAGAAGGAAUUUCAAAUGGAAACAACGUAACCAGUGCCCCUCCCUUCACCAGUGCAAGGGCAGCGGCAGAGCCCAAGGUAGCCUUUGGUUCUCUUGCUGCAAAUGGCCCUACCUCCUUGGUUGAGAAAAAAGUUUCAAAUCCCAAAACGAAUGGGGACAGUCAGCAGCCCUCCUCCUCUGGCCUUGCUUCCAGUAAAGCUUGUGUCGGGAAUGCCUAUCACAAGCAGUUGGCUGCCUUGAACUGCUCCGUCCGGGAUUGGAUAGUGAAGCACGUGAAUACAAACCCACUCUGUGAUCUGACGCCCAUCUUUAAAGACUAUGAGAAAUAUCUAGCAAACAUUGAACAGCAGCACGGGGACGGUGGCAGCAAUUCUGAAAGUGAAUCUAACAAAACGGCGGUUGAAACACAGUCUCUUUCCCUUUUUGGCUCAACAAAAUUACAGCAAGAGUCAGUGUUUUUGUUUCAUGGCAACAAAACUGAAGAUACACCUGAAAAGAAGGUGGAGGUUGCAGCUGAAAAGAAAACGGACCCAUCACUAGGAGCAACAAGUGCCUCAUUUAACUUCGGCAAGAAAGUUGAUAGCUCUGUUGUGGGCUCAUUAAGCUCUGUCCCCCUGACUGGAUUUUCAUUUUCCCCAGGAAACUCCAGUUUACUUGGCAAAGAUAUUACCCAGAGUAAACCAGUCUCUUCACCAUUUCCCGCUAAACCAUUGGAGGGCCAAGUAGAAGGUGACAGUAGCGAAUGCAAAGGUGGAGAUGAAGAAGAGAGUGAUGAGCCACCCAAAGUAGUAGUUACUGAAGUAAAAGAAGACGACGCUUUUUACUCCAAAAAGUGUAAACUAUUUUACAAGAAAGACAAUGAGUUUAAAGAGAAAGGCAUAGGCACUCUGCAUUUAAAACCUACAGUGAAUCAGAAGACACAGCUUUUGGUGCGGGCAGACACCAAUUUAGGCAACAUAUUGUUGAAUGUUCUGAUUCCGCCCAAUAUGCCAUGUACCCGAACAGGGAAAAAUAAUGUUCUUAUCGUCUGUGUUCCAAAUCCACCAAUUGAUGAGAAGAACGCCACCGUCCCAGUUACCAUGUUGAUUCGGGUAAAAACCAGCGAGGAUGCAGAGGAGUUGCACAAAAUUUUACUGGAGAAAAGGGAUGCCUGAACACGCGAGGUCGGCUGUGGAAUGAUUACCAAGUUGCUGCUUCUCCCACCCCCUUAAACUUACUUUUUCUUCUCUUUGACAUUCUAAGGACUUAUAGAUUAACUUAAAACUCCUGUGAAGAAGAUUAACAUAGCCAAUAAAACCUUUACAUGUUAAGUGUCAAGAAACCGUACUCUCCCUUCUUAAGAACUGUCUAAAGUGUAAAAUACAUUUGAAUGCAAUUUUUGGAAGAUUUUUUUUUUAAUGUUCCCUUGUUUAUUAAACUAACCAUAAGUGAUUUCUUCAAGGACUGCAAUCAGGGUAUCGAUUCGCUUUCCCAAAGGCUCUUCUAACCCGUGGGUUUUGGGGUCUGCUGCCACCACCAGAGAGACUGUGGAACAGGGUGCCCGGCCGUGUCCAGAAGGAAGCUGGCCUGUAUGCUUCUCUCCGGUGGGCUCGACCGACAUGUGACUCGUUCUGUUACCAAAUGAACCGGACUGCCAUGCUGUGACAGAUGUUUGUCCUCUGCUUUUUGAUUUUUAAGCUAAAAUGUGAGUACUGAGUGUUCACCUCUGUUCUAAUCAUUGGCCUGUAACCCUGUGGGCUGCUCCACUGGAAUUCAGGAAUUUGCAUUUUCAUUUUAAAAGGAAAUGAGUAGCUUGUGAAGGAGUUUUUGGUUUUGUAGUUUCUAUUCAUGAGGUGCCGUUACUUCUUUAUUCCCCUAAAGACAAAAUUAAGGGGGGAUUGCCAGGAAUGAGUUUAAAAGCACAAAUUUGGUAGCUGAUCAUGUACACCACGGACAGUGAGCCCGUAUGAAAUGAAAGGGAGCUCAGAAUGAAACCGUCCUGGGAAAAGGUGAUGCUCAUAGGCCUGUGUACCAUCAUCAGCCCCGCACGUGUGAAAACCAUUACCGAGUGAGUGCCUGGGAGCUUUGACACAUGAGCCAUGUGAAUUCAGUGGGAAACAUGGAAUAAGCUCGUGGAAGAGAAAAUCGUGUGUACAUUUUGCCUUUAACUUUAGACAGCAGUGUAGCAUACGUUUGAUACCUGAAAUAGCUUUUUUUUUUUUGAGACAGAGUUUCACUUGUAUCCAGGCUGGAGUGCAACGGCAUGAUCUCGGCUCACCGCAAUCUCCGCCUCCUGGGUUCAGGCAGUUCUCCUGCCUCAGCCUCCUGAGUAGCUGGGAUUACAGGCACGCGCCACCAUGCCCAGCUAAUUUUUUAUAUUUUUAGUAGAGACAGGGUUUCACCAUGUUGACCAGGAUGGUCUCGAUCUCUUGACCUCGUGAUCCACCCACCUUGGCCUCCCAAAGUGCAGGGGUUACAGGCAUGAGCCACCGUGCUCGGCCCAAAUAUCUUUACUUUUUUAAGAAGAUUCCAUGUGUCUGGAAGGAAGCCAUGGUUAUGCACACACAUAUCCAUGUCACUUCCAGAGCUGUCAGGUAACAUGAGCAUUCUUCAGGUAACAUGAAGACUCUGGGCACAUGAAUGAGAUUCAAAAUUUAACGUUUAAAUUUCCACUUUCAUUUCUCAUGAAUCAUUUGAGACUAGUACCAGCUGAUGUUGUGUAGAUGCUGAGGGUCAGUGCCCAAGGGCUCACGUGUGUAUGUUCUGAUCUUCAGUGCAGAGUGUAUUCUCAUUUAGAAAAGAGUAGUCAAAAUAACUGUGGAUGGUACAGAUGCUUUUUUAAAACUACAAUCUUCAGGUAUAAAGUUUUUUUUGGGGGGGGCAAUUUUAUGAUCAGUUAUGAUUAACUCCUGAGUACCUGAGGUGUGUGAUUGGGCCAACGCUGUCAUGAGGUUCUUGCUGUACUUUCAGUGUUUCGAUUCCACCAGGGGAAUUUGGCCUAGUGUAUGGCUUUGGAUGAAUCCCUGCAGAGAGGCGUGCUUGUACUGUUACAGGAUGCGUUCAGACAUAGCUGUAGCAUGCACCUAGGGAGGACGUGGCCAUUGUUUUUACAUUUACUUUAUAAUUGAGAGUGCACGUGAGUGUUUGUUGCAGAUGAGUUACAGUAAGCAAAUGGUUGAUGCUGUUAAAAUAAUACCGGCCCGGCCCAAUUCACCUGAGGUUUAUUCAACUUUUAAAAAGAUGAAGAGGAACCAAGGGGAACAAAGUUUGCUGCAUCUUAGCCACACGUGCCCCUGGCACCAGCUGGAAUCAGAAGCUUGCAGGCAUCCUUGGGACACUUCUGUGUGUGUAUGCAAAGUUUACACAAAAUGGCAUGAAAAGAUCAUGAUUGGAUUACCUGUGAAGCCUCUCCAUUCUGUACAAAAUCGUUUCUGUAUUUUUAAAUUCGUGGGUAUGUGUGGCUUUCUUUUUUCCUAACAUUCCCAGCAAAUUGUUGCUGCUAAGACUGUCACUGUUAAGGUGAAAAUUACAGGGGAAAAUGUGAUGCAUAUACCAUAACUCAAAAUGUGAUAUUUUCUUAAGAUGACUUUUAUGCUUUAGAACUGGUUGGUUUCCACUUUAUCAGUGUAAAGAGCCUGAGUGUAUGUGGACUUUAUUGUAAAAUUUAACUCCUUUUUACUUGGGGCAUGGGGCCCCUGGAGGGCUUACCUAUUUUCCCCACUAUGUUAACAGCUAAUUCUGAUUUAUGGGUUUAGUUUAACAAAAUUAGGCUUUAAAACAUUUAAUGUGGACUGAAAUUUUCAUCUUUUGUCUGAGGAUCUGUGAAUUGUAUCAUAUACAGGCCUAAAGGAAGGUGUGUAUUUUGUUAUUCUAAAAUUGUUUGGCAUCUUGACAAAUACUAAGUAUCCCAGUGGCCUUUUUAAAAAAAAAAAAAAAGCCUGUGUGUCCAUCUCAUCCUUUUGUGCAUUCCUAGUAAGCAAAAAAAUUUGUUACGCCGUCUUCACUAUUAGAAUUACAGACUGAAAAUCUGCCCAGUUUUUAAAUUAGUUUAGAUUGUUUUUCGCGGAAAGACAAGCCCAACUGUUCAUGGACUGAUUUUAAGAGGAUUAUUCUAUGUUACAACUUAAAUUCCAGAUCACAUUUUAUAUAUGCUGCCUGCCAAAAAACAAAAAACUACCUUUUCUGUGUAGAGGGGAAGAAAAACGAAUACUCUACCUUCUUCUCUACUAAGAGUUCAAAACAAAUUUUCACUGAGAGCCUUUUCAGUAAAAGCUAAAGGUAAACAAGUUUGUUUUUUGAGCAUUUGUCAGUUACUCUGUUUCAGAAGAGUCAGAAUUGAAGCAUGAUGCAUUUGAAGGCUUUGCAAACUCCUAAACCCCUGAUGAGUCCUCAUUCUGGAGGUGGGAAUUUUAAGUAGAAACUGGUGUGUCCUGGAGUAUGGCAGAUGACAGUGAGGUCUCUUCCAAUCCGGCACUCGGCACAGGCCACUGUCUGUUCUCAGCCAGUAACAAUCAUUGAGGAGAAGGACUCUCCCUUUGAUGCAGACACAGUAGUAACAGAAAUAUAAAGCUUGUUAGCAAUCCGAUGGAUAAAUUGUUUCCUUUUCACUUUAAAUAGGAAGCUGUUCUCUAAAAGGAAAACACUUGAAUCCUCAGACAACAUUAUCUUAGCUGUGUUAUUUUUCGAAUGCUCCCAUGGAGGAAGUGUAACAAUCCAUGCAAUGUGAAUAAAUGAGAAGGAAGCAA